ACAUUCUCAGGUUUAUUUUGACAGCUCUGGGCGACGGAGCUGGGAGGGAGCAGAUGUCGCGAGAGUUGGGCGCUGGCCAUCUGGCUGGGGGACCUUAGCUAUGGCUAGCCUGGAGAGCGAGGCCGAGCGCGAGCCGCUCUUGGGCCACCCGACACCCGGAAGCAGAGAGUGGCACACUAUAGAAACUCAAGAACAUUACAACAGCAGAUGGAGAUCCAUAAGGAUUCUAUAUCUGACGAUGUUUCUCAGCAGUGUAGGGUUUUCUAUUGUGAUAAUGUCAAUAUGGCCAUAUCUCCAAAAGAUUGACCAGACAGCCGAUGCAAGUUUUUUGGGCUGGGUUAUUGCUUCAUUUAGUCUUGGCCAAAUGGUAGCUUCACCUAUAUUUGGUUUAUGGUCUAAUUAUAGGCCAAGAAAAGAACCUCUAAUCGUCUCCAUCUUUAUUUCGGUGGCAGCCAACUGCCUAUAUGCAUAUGUCCAUGUCCCAGCUACUUAUAAUAAAUACUACAUGUUGGCUGCUCGUGGACUAGUGGGAUUUGGAGCAGGAAACGUAGCAGUGGUUAGAUCCUAUAUUGCUGGUGCGACCUCACUUCAGGAAAGAACAAGUUCCAUGGCCAAUACAAGCACGUGCCAAGCAUUGGGUUUUAUCCUGGGCCCAGUUUUUCAGACUUGCUUUGCACUAAUUGGAGAAAAGGGUGUGACGUGGGAUGCCAUUGAGCUGCAGAUCAACAUGUACACAGCACCAGUUUUACUUGGCGCCAUUCUGGGAAUUUUAAACAUUAUUCUGAUCCUUGUUAUAUUAAGAGAACACCGUGUGGAUGACUCAGGACGGCAGUGUAAAAGCAUUAAUUUUGAAGAAGAAAGUAAAGAUGGAGUUCAGAUUCCCCAAGGAAGUAUCGAUCAAGUUGCUGUUGUGACCACCAAUAUUUUGUUUUUUGUGAUUCUAUUUAUCUUUGCACUUUUUGAAACAAUCCUUACUCCAUUGACAAUGGAUAUGUAUGCCUGGACUCAAGAACAAGCUGUACUCUAUGAUGGAAUAAUACUGGCUGCGCUUGGCAUUGAGGCUGUUAUUGUUUUCAUGGGGGUUAAGUUACUUGCCAAAAAGAUUGGUGAGCGUGCUCUUCUACUGGGAGGACUCAUUGUCAUGUGGCUUGGCUUCUUUGUCUUAUUGCCUUGGGGAAAUCAAUUUCCCAAAAUACAGUGGGAAGAUUUACAUAAUGGCUCAAUUCCAAAUGCCACAUUUGGGGAAAUGGUUAUUGAUACUUGGAAUUCUCCAAGAGAAGCUCAUGGUGAACAACCUACUGGCUGCCCGAUUGAACAAGCCUGGUGCCUGUAUACCCCAGUCAUCCAUCUGGCCCAGUUCUUCACAGCAGCUGUGCUGAUUGGAGUAGGCUAUCCAGCCUGCAAUGUUAUGUCCUAUACAUUAUAUUCAAAAAUUCUAGGCCCCAAACCUCAGGGUACAUACAUGGGCUGGUUAACUGCUUCUGGAAGUGCAGCACGCAUUCUUGGGCCUGUAUUCAUCAGUCAUGUGUACACAUACUUGGGACCGCGGUGGGCCUUCAGCCUUGUGUGUGGAAUAGUGGUACUCACCACCAUGCUCCUGGGAGUGGUUUACAGAAGACUCGUUGCCUUUUCUGUCAUGCAUGGGAGGACUCAGGAGACAGCCCACUAAGGCUGGAAUGUAUGCACUUGCUGUGUGCCUGACACUUGCUAGGAACCAGUUCCAAGUCAGUCUGCACACAGUGCACUGAAGAAGAACAUUCACCAAGCAAUGUAACUGCAUGGUGGGAAUAAAAAAUAUCUUGGGCUUUAAUUUCCUCAUCUCAAAAAUGAAGUAUUUUUCUUAUGACACCUUUUUGAACUAAAAAAUAGAUGAAUAGUAAUGGUGUAUAAACAUAUUUUGUAAUGUAAGUUGCAGGGCUUUUAUUAAAAUAAUGAGAUUG
Jaculus jaculus (lesser Egyptian jerboa) is the source of this 1940-nucleotide messenger RNA. It is a transcript of the gene Mfsd8, whose product is annotated as major facilitator superfamily domain containing 8. Gene Ontology annotation, molecular function: transmembrane transporter activity. The transcript is spliced from 12 exons. The record is from RefSeq and is a predicted model, not a curated record. Lineage: Eukaryota; Metazoa; Chordata; Mammalia; Rodentia; Dipodidae. Bases 101 to 1669 code for a protein of 522 amino acids. Gene Ontology annotation, cellular component: lysosomal membrane. Gene Ontology annotation, biological process: transmembrane transport.